CACGAUAGUAAUCAUCUUGCUAUUUAUUUUUAUAAAAUUUAAUUUGUCUUUCAAUAUCAACAAAGUGUCGAUGUAAAAAUGGCUUCUGCCAAAGUGGAUUGGGGGAAAUUUGCCGAAGAACAAGAUAAGUUGGCUUCUAAGGUAACAAAUUUAAAUCUAGAAAAGUCAAAAGAAACACCAGGAAAUGCAAGUGAGGAUACAAAGAGUGAUGAUGGUACAGAGGAACAGAUUUCACCGGCAGAGAAAUCUUUAUUGCAAAAAAUUAUAAGGAAAGGAUUGGUUGAAACAACAAAAGACAUAGAAGUACAAAGAAAGGAUCCAUCAUCUCCAUUAUAUAGCGUUAAAUCUUUCGAAGCACUUCAUCUCAAACCUGCAUUAUUAAAAGGAGUUUAUGCAAUGGGUUUUAAUGCACCAUCAAAAAUUCAAGAAACAGCACUACCAACUUUGCUUGCCGAUCCGCCUCAUAAUAUGAUAGCACAAUCACAAUCUGGAACUGGCAAAACUGCAGCAUUUGUAUUAGCCAUGUUAAGUAGAGUAGAUACAACUAAGGAUUAUCCGCAAGUGCUUUGUUUAUCACCUACAUAUGAAUUAGCAAUACAAACUGGAGAAGUUGCUGCUAAAAUGUCACGUUUCUGUCCUGAAAUUAAAUUGAAGUAUGCUGUUAGAGGAGAAGAAAUUCUUCGUGGCACAAAAAUCACGGAUCAUAUCAUUAUAGGAACACCAGGAAAAGUUUUAGAUUGGGCAGUCAAAUUUAAGUUUUUUAAUUUAAACAAAAUUUCAGUUUUUGUUCUUGACGAAGCCGAUGUAAUGAUAGCAACACAAGGCCAUCAAGACCAAUGUAUUCGCAUUCACAAAUUACUUCCACGCACAUGUCAAAUGAUGUUUUUCUCAGCAACAUAUGAGAGUGCAGUGAUGGCAUUUGCGGAAAUUAUAGUUAGCAAUCCUCUCAUAAUACGAUUGAUGAAAGAAGAAGAAAGUUUAGAUAACAUUAAACAAUAUUAUGUCAAAUGCAAAGACAUAGAUGAAAAAUAUGCAGCUAUUACCAAUAUUUAUGGUGUAAUAACAAUUGGUCAAGCCAUUAUUUUCUGCCAUACCAAGAAAACGGCUAGUUGGUUAGCAGAAAAAAUGACAAAAGAUGGUCAUGCAGUAGCUGUUUUAACUGGUGAAUUAACAGUAGAACAAAGAAUCUCUGUAUUGGAUAGAUUUAGAGCUGGUCUGGAAAAAGUUCUCAUUACAACGAACGUAUUAGCAAGAGGUAUCGACGUGGAGCAAGUAACUAUAGUAGUGAAUUUUGAUCUACCAAUGGAUCAAAAUCGUCAAGCUGAUUGUGAAACAUAUUUACAUAGAAUCGGUAGGACAGGACGUUUCGGCAAGUCUGGAAUUGCUAUUAAUUUAAUAGAUUCGUCACAUGCAAUGCAGUUAUGUAAGAACAUAGAAAAACAUUUUGGAAAGAAGAUACAAUAUCUCGAUGCAGAGGAUGCUGAUGAAAUUGAAAAAAUCGGUGCUUAAAUCAUUUUACACAUGGAGUGCCUAGAACGAUUCUGUAUCAGAUAUUUCUAGAUCACUAUAAAGUAUUCUAAAAAUGAACUCAUAUUUGAACCAUCUGCAAUGCCAUAUAUUUCUUUUCCAAUAGCACAUAUUUCUACUAGACAAGUCUUAUACGUAUUUGUCAUUAUGUAUAUUUAUUGGCUUAUAUCAGUUAAUGAUAUGGCAAUUGGAUAAGAAAUAUAAAUAAAUUAAAUUCAAGAAUAUAAUCACGACGAUGUACUCUCUAUAGAAAGGAAAAAAAUAUUUUUAUAUGUUGUAUGAAAUGUUCUUAUCCAUAAUAGGUUAAUAUGAUUUUAAUUGUUAUUUUCCUGAUUUUGUAUAUAAGACAACAAAUAUUUACUUUCCCAUACUCAUGUAAAAACAAAGCUUAUCUAAGGAAAAAAAAAUACAAGAUAAUAAAUAUGUCAUUAAAUAAUGAAAACCACAUAAGAGAACGUAUUCAUAAGUUUCUUCAUGCUUAUAUAACGGCAUUACAGAUCAUGGCAUAUACAAUUAAUAAAAUAAACUUACUCCCUAAAUAUUACAUGUACGGAAAUUUUUUAUUGUGUAUAAACAGGAUUUAUUGAAGAAAAAUAUGUAAAAUAAUUUUCCAUUUAUUGAAAUUAAAAAAAUGAAAAUAAACUAUGCUAUUGAUAAAAGUAAAAAAUGAAAACCAAAAAACAGAGAUUACUACUAUUUGAAGAUGUAAAUGAUUACAUAAAUUUACAUUCUUAUUUAUGAAAAUACAGAUUUUAUGCACAAAAUGAUGAUUAAAAUUUCGAAUUAUUCAUGUGCCUAUUUAAUGUUAUUCGUUAUAUAUAUACUGAAAUUCUGUACAAUUUUUAUUUUAAGUGGAUCUUAAAGAUUUAUGCUUUUCACUUGGAUUAUAUAACCAAAAUAGCUAAAUAGAAUAUAAAAGUAAUAUAGACACAUAAAAUAUUUCAAAUAUUUUUUUACUCAAAUCGUUUGAGCAUUAACACUGGAUACAUAUAAUGUAAUAUAUUUUUGUACAUAAAUUAUAUUAUCUGCAAUAGUACAUGCUAUUUGCAUUAUAUUUAAAACAUCUGAUAAAAAGAGAACUUUGGUAAUUUUUCAGAAAUAUGUGUAUGUAUUUGACGUAACGUUUACAAAUGCGUAAAAAAACAAUGGAACGUACUGUUAUGACUCUUCGGCCAUAUAGUGAUCGAUCUUUAUCUCUUCCUUAUUUUAAC
This is a messenger RNA of Vespa velutina, 2738 nucleotides long. It is a transcript of the gene Dbp80, whose product is annotated as DEAD-box helicase Dbp80. The record is from RefSeq and is a predicted model, not a curated record. Gene Ontology annotation, cellular component: cytoplasmic stress granule; nucleus. Gene Ontology annotation, molecular function: RNA binding; RNA helicase activity; ATP binding. Gene Ontology annotation, biological process: poly(A)+ mRNA export from nucleus. Bases 79 to 1509 code for a protein of 476 amino acids. NCBI's taxonomy places the organism in Eukaryota, Metazoa, Arthropoda, Insecta, Hymenoptera, Vespidae. The transcript has 8 exons.